ACUGAUACAAGCAUCCACACUCGUUUGCAAGCGCCAUGGGCACUGUUACUAGCCUUUUCGCGCGCUGGUGGAAUACUGUGCCUGCGCUGGAGGAAGAUGAAGAGGAGGCAGAUGCUACAAAGAGGUACAGGCCGUUGAGGAAACAUCCAGAGUUGUUUCAAGCGCGAGUUCCGGCCACCUGGGUAGCUCCAGAGCUUUUGGAAAUAGUAAAUGCGUGCAAGAGUGGCAAUGCCAAGAAGCCAGAGAUCUGCUCGGCCCUUCGUGUGGAGGUGAAGGACGUCUACUCCUUUCUUUGCUUCAGCCCAGAGUUUGUCAAGCUGUUUGUCUCCGAGAUCGAGAACUUUUAUGCCUCUGGCAUUCCUGCAAGACGACCAAAUUCCAUGAACAACUAUGGGGUUAUCGUCAAUGAAAUUGGCAUGCGGCCCAUGAUCACGGAGUUUCAGCAGCAGUACAUCUGGCCAAUUGCCAAAGUGCUCUUCCCCGAGGAGGCGUCGCAAUUUGACUCGCAUCACUCCUUCAUUGUCCGGUACACAGCCGCGGAAGAUUUGGGCCUGGACAUGCACACAGACGACUCAGAUGUUACCUUCAACGUGUGCCUAGGUUACGACUUCACCGGGGCGACGUUGACGUUCUGCGGCUACAUGGGCGCUCCAGACCAUCGCCAGGCCACCCACGUCUACAGCCACGAGGAGCAACUGCGUGUACGGAGUGUUUGCUUGAUUCUGAUGCUCGGGUUUCUUGUUCGGUUUUGCGCGAAAGCUGCGAGGGCUAAAGCCAUGCUUGCCUGGAUUGCUGAGAUCGGCCGGGCUGUGCUGCACUUGGGAAGCCGCCGGCAUGGAGCUGACGACAUCGAGAAUGGAACCAGGAUGAAUCUGAUCAUUUGGUCCCACAACUCAGCAUGGCGCCGGGCACACCCCAGCCGCUUGCGGCGGGAGUACUACUCCAAGGAAGCGGGCCCUCCAGACCCCGUUUGCCUCAGCUACACUCAUGACCGGGACUUCUUGGCUUACAAGGAAAAGCCCUCCGGUCGAGCCAGUGGCAGGAACAGAGCUUGGUGUCCGCCGCCGGGCAAAGAGUACGAGAACUUCCCGGACUCCGACGAGACCAUGUGAUGUGCGUCUGACCGGACAGCGCGACCCGAGCUUUCAGAAUUCGACUCGAAGCAUAGCAGGCGGUUUCGAGUGUACAGCACAGCCUGGCUGGCCUGGUGCUCCCUUUCUCGGGAGAAUCCCGGCGGGAGAAGCAGUCAGCUCGUGUUCUGCACUUAGCUCGUGGGGAGUC
Molecule: messenger RNA, 1281 nt
Organism: Effrenium voratum
Lineage: Eukaryota; Dinophyceae; Suessiales; Symbiodiniaceae
Source: the annotation of a GenBank genome assembly